This is a messenger RNA of Callorhinchus milii (elephant shark), 3792 nucleotides long. Its product is annotated as astrotactin-2. The record is from RefSeq and is a predicted model, not a curated record. The transcript is spliced from 24 exons. Gene Ontology annotation, biological process: neuron cell-cell adhesion; neuron migration. The coding region runs from base 95 to 3712 and encodes 1205 amino acids. Gene Ontology annotation, molecular function: protein binding. NCBI's taxonomy places the organism in Eukaryota, Metazoa, Chordata, Chondrichthyes, Chimaeriformes, Callorhinchidae.
GGGUCUAACAUAGAAAGCACUCUUACUUCGAUCAUGAUGGAUAAAAUGUGUGAGUUGAAGGCUUUGGGAGGAGCUUGACAAGUGGCUGAGGGGAAUGACACGUCACACUCAAUGCCGUGAAGAUCUCGAAUACCAGGAGCAAGAUAUGCCAGAAAUGUCCGGGACGGUGGCCGAUAUCUCGCUGAUUCACUGGAAGCAGCAGUGGCUGGAGAACGGGACGCUUUAUUUCCACGUCUCGAUGAGCAACGCCGAGCACCUCUCCCAGAUCACGCCACCGACCAUGCGGGAGCCCUCCGAGAUCGUGGACGAACAGAUGCACGUGCUUCACGUCUCGGUCAUGGGAGGGCUGAUCGCCCUGUUGCUUCUCAUCCUGGUGUUUACCAUGGCACUGUACGCCCGGCGGAGGUGGUGUAAGAGGCGUCGAGUGCCCCAGAAGAGCGCAAGCACGGAGGCCACUCACGAGAUCCACUACAUCCCCUCUGUGCUGCUGGGGCCUCAGGCCAGGGACAGCUUCAGGAACUCACGGAUCCAGGCCCACAAUUCGGUGGUGGGAAUGCCGAUCAGGGAGACUCCCAUCCUGGACGAUUACGAUUACGACGACGAGGACAACCAACUCCGGCCGGAAGCCUGCAACAGGGAGGACGAUUUCGGGAGCCAGGUGACCCGGACCCUGGAGAGCCUGGGCCGAGCCGAGGAGGAGAAGCCCAACUUAGCAGCCGCUGAUGUAACCCACGAAACAGUGGAGUCACUGAUGCAGAAGUUCAAGGAGAGUUUUCGAACAAACACGCCUAUUGAGAUCUCCCACCUUCAGCAAGCUCCACGCAGCACUGCCACGGGACGAAAGAAGGGAAGGAGGAAUAAAAGUAGAGGUGUUAUGAGAGGAGAAGACGAUUCUGGUACAGAGGCCGACGACGAGACCCAUCUGACCUUCUACUCAGAGCAACACAGAAGCAGGCGGAAAAGCAAAGGUUCUCCCAGGAGCCCCGUGAAUAAAACCACCCUCACUUUAAUCACUGUGAGUAGCUGCGUCCUGGCUGUGGUGUACGGAGCCCAUUUGACGUGCCCCCUGGUGGUGAAGGUAACCUUACACGUGCCGGAGCACUUCAUCGCUGACGGGAGCAGCUUUGUCGUCAGUGAGGGGAGUUUCCUGGAUGUCUCAGACUGGCUAAACCCAGCCAGGUUGUCCUUGUUUUACCAAAUCAACUCCUCCUCGCCGUGGAUGAGAGAUCUUUGCGGCCAAAGAACGCUGGAGCCCUGCGAGCACCUCUGCGACGAGGACACAGGCGAAUGCGGCUGUCAUGCUGGUUAUUCCCCAGAUCGAGUCCAUAAGCACCUUUGUGUGAGAAGUGAAUGGGGACAAAAUGAAGGACCCUGGCCGUACACAACGCUCGAAAGAGGUUAUGACCUGGUGACAGGAGAACAGGCACCAGAAAAGAUAUUCAGAUCCACUUACAGCCUGGGCCAAGGGUUGUGGUUGCCGGUCAGUAAGAGCUUCGUGGUGCCUCCGGUGGAGUUGUCCAUCAGUCCGCUCGCCAGCUGCAAGACAGACGUCUUAGUCACGGAGGACACCGGGGAAGUCAGGGAGGAAGCGAUGCGCUCUACCUACUUUGAGACUCCAGACGACCUCCUAUCGUCGUUCGGCCCGGUCCGUGAUUGCUCCCGGGAUAACGGAGGCUGCACCAGAAACUACCGCUGUGUGUCUGACCGCAAGAUCGAUUCCACAGGUUGCAUGUGUCCGGAGGGCCUGAGGCCUAUGAGGGACGUCUCUGGUUGCUUUGACUACACCAAGGGCGUUGACUGCUCUGAUGGGUUCAACGGAGGCUGCGAACAGCUCUGCCUACAGCAGACGGUGCCCUUGCCCAAAGAUCAUUCCUCCAGCAACAUACUGAUGUUCUGUGGCUGUGUGGAGGAGUACAAGCUGGCCGCAGAUGGCAAGUCCUGCCUGCUGCUGUCGGAGAUCUGCGAGGGGGUCAAGUGCCAGAAGCUAGACGCCAAACUCAAUGACACGCUGUUCGUGGAGAUGCUGCACGGCUACAACAACAAGUCACAGCAGGUCAACCAGGGUCAGGUGAUCCAGAUGAGCUUCCGAGAGAACAAUUUCAUGAAGGAUUUCCCUCAGCUCGCCGAUGGCUUGGUGGUCAUCGCUCUGCCCGUUGAAGAGCAGUGCCGAGGUGUUCUGUCUGAGCCAUUGCCAAACCUCCAGUUCCUCACAGGCGACGCCAAAUACAGUGAAGCUACCGGCUACCCCAUGGUGCAGGAGUGGAGAGUGAGAAGCAAUCUGUACAAGGUCAAGAUCAGCGCAACCACCUUGUCUGCAGGCUUUGCCAAUGUGCAGAAGGUCUUGAACGGGGAGAGCAGUCGGGAGGAAUUGAUUGCCAUCAUCCAGCAGUACGGCAGUCACUACAUCACCGAGGCUCUGUACGGCUCUGAGCUCACGUGCAAAAUACACUUCCCCAGCAAAAAAGUCCAGCAGCAGCUUUGGCUCCAGUAUCAGAAAGAAACGACCGAGUUGGGCAACAAGAAGGAGCUGAAAUCCAUCCCGUUUAUUUCCUACCUGUCGGGCCUGCUGGGCGCUCAGAUGCUGUCGGACGAGCAGCCGAUCACGGGAGUGGAGAUCGAAUGCGAGGAGAAAGGCCAGUGCCCUUCCACGUGCCACCUUUGCCAUCGGCAGGGCAAGGAUCAAGUCAGCCCGAGCCCAGUGCUCCUAGAGAUUACCCACAUUGAACCGCUCUACUACUUGAUAGAGGACAACAUGACCAAAGAGGCCUUCAAGACAGCACUAAUGAGCUCGUACUGGUGCUUGGGAAAGGGUGAUGUCAUUGACGACUGGUGCAGAUGUGAUCUGACUGCAUUCGACGAGGAUGGUCUUCCCAGCUGUUGCCCACUGCCUCAGCCUCGGUUGAGGCUGUCGACAAGUGUGGAGCCGUCAAGUACGAUGAUCGGCCUGGAAUGGCAGGAUGCCCAGCCUGCAAUAGGAACCAAGAUUGCGGACUACAUCAUUCACUACAAGAAGUUGGACGAUUUUGUGGAUCCGGACCUUUAUGCGGGAGAAUCUCUGAGCUUCGCAGACGACCUUCUUUCAGGCCUGGGGUCUUCCUGCGUGGUCGUGGGCAAGAACUACGGGGAUUCCUCAGAAAUCACCGUGUAUUCCUUAAUUUUCAAGUGCUUGGAGCCGGAUAGCUUCUACAGGUUUACUCUUUACGCUCUGGACAGCAGAGGGAGACGUUCCGAGCCAAGCAGAGUCACCAUGAGGACCUCGUGCCCACUCAUUGACGAUACAAAGGCCGAAGAAAUAGCCGACAGGAUCUACAACCUCUUCAAUGGCUACACCAGCGGGAAGGAACAACAGACUGCCUACAACAUGCUGAUGGAGAUUUCCUCGCCCAUGGUGUAUCGGGUCAGACACCAUUACAACUCGCACUACGAAAAGUUUGGUGACUUUGUCUGGCGCACCGAAGAUGAACUUGGACCCAGAAAAGCUCACCUGAUUCUAAAACGCCUGGACGAUGUGAGCCACCGCUGCUCAGCCUUGCUUCAGAGCGUGUACAUUCAGGGCCACAUAGACUCGGUGACUUAUUUCGUCUGUCGAAUGGAAGGAAGCAGACCCUCAGGGAUGGUCUGGUACAGCACUUUGCACGACGCAAAGGUGACCUGCGACGAAAAACUAAUGGCAGUGUCGCGCAAUAUCUACGGAGACACCAAACUCCGGUGAGGUACCUCGCCGGCUACGAACACCCCAAACGUCCGUUUUAUAUUAUUUUUUUUUUCCGAAAACGUCCAAUAUGGGGAAGA